This is a messenger RNA of Hydractinia symbiolongicarpus, 1011 nucleotides long. RefSeq names its product ras-like GTP-binding protein RHO. Gene Ontology annotation, molecular function: GTP binding; GTPase activity. NCBI's taxonomy places the organism in Eukaryota, Metazoa, Cnidaria, Hydrozoa, Anthoathecata, Hydractiniidae. Gene Ontology annotation, biological process: small GTPase-mediated signal transduction. Bases 145 to 723 code for a protein of 192 amino acids. The record is from RefSeq and is a predicted model, not a curated record. The transcript has 2 exons.
CCAACUGAAACAAGUACUUUCAUUUGUAAUGUUGUGGAAUCAGAAAUCUACAUCGGAAAAAGCAUAAAAGUGUGAUGAAAAUUUUGGUGACCUAUUGAGGGUCCAUAGCUAAAUACUGUAACGACAUAGUGAAACUAACAAAGAAUGGUGGUCAUUCGUAAGAAGUUGGUAGUUGUUGGUGAUGGAGCUUGUGGAAAGUCCUGCCUUCUUUUUGUGUUUUCCAGAGAUCAGUUUCCAAAAGUUUACGUACCAACUGUAUUUGAAAACUAUGUUACUGAUAUAGAAGUAGAUGGAAAACAAGUCGAAUUAACAUUGUGGGACACAGCUGGUCAAGAAGACUACGACAGAUUGAGACCUUUAUCAUAUCCUGACACUGAUGUGGUACUUAUGUGCUUUUCCAUAGAUUCACCAGAGAGUUUAGAAAAUAUUCCAGAAAAAUGGACUCCAGAAGUAAAUCACUUUUGUCCUAAUGUUCCUAUUGUCUUAGUUGGAAAUAAAAAAGAUUUGCGUGAUGACGAAACUACAAAAAGAGAAUUGCAGAGGAUAAGACAAAGACCUGUGAAAUUUGAACAAGGAAGAGAAAUGGCUGAAAAAAUUAAAGCUUUUUCAUACCUUGAAUGUUCUGCUAUAUCUAAAGAAGGUGUACGUGAGGUUUUUGAAACUGCAACACGGGCUGCACUUCAGGUCAAAAAGAAGAAAAAGGGAAAAUGUAUUCUGCUGUAACUUCAUAUAUUCCUGACCACAACAUACUGCAUUUGAGUAUGCAUCACAAAUCCCUAUGAUGUUGCGAUGUCAACAGAACAACUGCUGCAACCACAUGAGAAAAGUUUAGUUUGCAAAACAAGAUAACUGUUUGUAUAUAUUUGUUAAUAGAAAAAUAAAAAUAGUUACAAAUAUUUAUGCAAAUUAUUUUAAAAAUAUUUUUACAAGUUUCAUAUAUAGUAGUAUAUCAUUAGCAAAUACUAUAGAAUAUAUGGAGCAUAUGGAGAAUAUAUGGACAAAUACUACAAA